Molecule: messenger RNA, 1224 nt
Organism: Fulvia fulva
Lineage: Eukaryota; Fungi; Ascomycota; Dothideomycetes; Mycosphaerellales; Mycosphaerellaceae
Exons: 1
Coding region: 1-1224 (407 amino acids)
Source: RefSeq, a predicted model, not a curated record
AUGGCAAGAAACAAGUACGCGAUCGACGACGACGUUUCGGACAGCGAGUCACUCGCCCCUACCAUCAAACGCGAGGUCUUUAGCGACGAUGAAGAAGACUACAUACCCUUGCGAAAGAAACGUCCCCGUCACAAGUACCGAUCGCCUUCACCACCACCACUUCCACCAUCAGAAGAACGCUUAAUGGCACUCGCAGUCGCUCGCCGCAGCGCCCGUACGAUGGAUAAGAAUGCGUAUGACUUCAGUCGUAGCCAGCAUCGCCGCUGCGUAGAAUACUCUGCACCCGCCAGAACCACAAGCAAAGCUAGGAAGCCCAGCGCCAAGGCCCGUGAAGCAAGCAAUGCGCAACGACGCUGGAAGCGCAAGUUACGACAGCCGACGAAGAAUCUGAUGAUGAAACUUCCAGCAGAAAUUCGGAACGAGAUCUACAGGUACGUGCUCAUUGAGCAGACGACGAGCACGAAAGUAAGACCCUCUUGGCGGUUCGCACCUCCGCAUAAAGUCGUCGUUGUCGACUUUGGAAUGAAGUGGAAAGAGCCCAGCUUGCUUCAAGUCUCCAAGCAAAUCCGGCAAGAGGCAUCAGCCAUGUACUACGCAACUCAUGACUUCUUGUUGGUCAUCGAAGUGCCCCAGUUGGAGCGUUUCAGAACCUGGCUUCAAUCAAUCGCAGAGCGAUGCUUUGCGAGCAACACCGCCAUCACUCUUGGAAGCAGUGUCAUCAAGAUCAUAAACUGCAGAAUCGAAGAAGUCGCAUCCUUGCUACCAUUGGCGUUCAUCUCUCACGAGUUCAAAGCCCUCACACGGAACGGGGUCGAAUGCAACACUGGCUGGUACAUGUACUCAGCCGUAAAUGAUGUUGUGUUAUUGGGUCAUGGCCGGGAGCCGGAUGAAAGAUACCUGGAGCGUCUCGAGUUCGACUUUGAAGAAUGGCUGAAGGCACUGCUUGUCAGCAAGAGAUGGAAGCGCAGAGUUCGUGGUGAACGCAGAUACCGCCAUCGCGGGGCCGGAAAAUAUUGGGUCCAGCUUCGCGGCUACGACCUGCCAUCGGAGAUGCAUGGCUACGACCGGUAUCUACACGCAAUCCAGCAACAGCCUGGCGAUCACUUCGGAACUGGAGAAGACUUCAACCCAGAGACAGACGACGUGUACAAGAACAGAUACAUGAGCUUGGCACGUCAUCAACAGACCGAUUGCAAGACUCGUUCAAUGACCCAAGCACCAUGA